AUGGGUGUUAUUAAAGUCAAAACUCUUUCUAGAAACUCCAUUCAGUCCAUUGAACGCACGGAGACGUCUAAUGCGUCCGUUGUCGUCAAGCAUGACUCGGUCACUCAGUUCGGGAGAGUGGCACCGGAAGGCUUGGGAACUGUCACGCCUGUAGGGAGUUUCCCUUGUUGGCUCGACACCAACAACUCCGACCAAGUUCCUGGGAAUAUUCACUCCGUCUACUGCCUGCAGCGCUGUGAUUCUACAAUCAGUGAUACAGACAUGGAUUUUGGAGCGGAAGGAUUGCCGGAAAGGGGAAAUUCUACUUUCAUACGUGGGGUCCCAACCUGCAUUCUUCCCGGCAACGAGGAUUGCUUUCGACCUAUUUUUUUAGCUAUUGGGCCUUACCACCACGGAAAGGAGGAACUGGAGCUCAUGGAAGCAUGUAAAGCGGAGCUAAUUGAGAGAUCCCCUGGAUUGUGGGGAUUCGAAGCUGAGGUUAGAGAGUUUGUUCCCCAAAUACUGAGCUUUUAUCCGCCUGAUAUCAGAGGCGAAUUUCAGAUCAAUUUUGAAGAAAUGAUUGUUAAAGAUGCGUUUUUCGUUGUGUUUGUGGUCUAUCUUCGUUUAAAGCAAGUUUCGAAUGGGUUAGAUCUUACAGAUUGUUCUGGGAUUGGGAAUUUCGACCCCUCCAUGCUUCAAUUCUGUGUGCAAGAUUUGUUGAUUGCGGACAAUCAAUUACCCUGGCUGGUAGUUGAUAAAGUCAGUUCUUUAGUUUUUGGAGGAGAAAAAAACGGAAGAUUUAUGAUUGAUAAGUUUCUUUCUACUGUAAUGUCUGGGAAAUCAUCUACUAAUGUUCCAGAUGAUCUCUUUGAUGGCCAUCCCUUGCAUUUACUUGAUUUAUUGAGGAGGAAAUAUCUUGUGGAUUACGUGUAUCCUGAGGAUGAUAGAUUUGUUCUGUACUCAGCCAAAGAACUGCCUAUGAGAGGAGUAAAUAUUGUUGAGGCUGCGCCAGAGAAUGGAUUUUUGGUUGGUGGUGUGAGUUUUUGUGGGAAAACUGCAACGCUUGCUCUUCCUCGCCUCACUAUUUGUGAGCAUUUCAAACACACAUUUCCGAAUAUGGCUGCUUAUGAAGCCACCCCUGGCAUUUGUAACAAUGGUGAAAUUACCAAAUUUCUUUGCCUGUUCCGAGGAUUGCUACGGGACCCAGAAAGUGUGGCAAUCAUGCGAAAGAAGUUCAUUUUUUGUGAAGGAGAUGAUGAGACGAUUAUGGAAUUGUUCAACAAGAUGUGUCAAAAUCUCCAUCCUGAUUUUUUAAUUUAUGAAGUUUCAGAGGAAGAUCAAAUGUUUCAGUUUGGAUUUCUUGACAAGGUAAAGCGGCAGAGCAGAGAGUUUUAUGAGACCUUCUUGGCCUCCUGGUUGGAAGCAUUGGGUGUUGUUGCAGCUGUUAAUAACGUAAGGAUAUGGUGUGGAGGGUUAUACCAGAUGUACUUGAACCAUCAGAUGGAAGUUGAAGCUCUUCUUGGAUCUGCUAUGAUGUUUAUACUUCGGAACUUAGUAAACUAA
This is a messenger RNA of Vitis riparia (riverbank grape), 1542 nucleotides long. RefSeq lists its product as uncharacterized. Lineage: Eukaryota; Viridiplantae; Streptophyta; Magnoliopsida; Vitales; Vitaceae. The transcript has 2 exons. The record is from RefSeq and is a predicted model, not a curated record. Bases 1 to 1542 code for a protein of 513 amino acids.